CAUGUACAAAUUAUGUAAGAACCUAAGAGAGAGAUAGGAGGAAAUUGAAAUCAGCCUGUUUAAUACAUUUAUUCUAAUUCAAUGUCAUUGAAUGAUUUUCAGCUUGUAAAGUUGAGCUUGCAUUUUAGACUCUAGGUAAAAUAAAUCCCUUUAUACUGCCAAUAUAAACAUAUACUCCUCCCUUUGCCCUCCGCCAGCUGUAGUUGAUGCAAUAACAUGGACUUUCUGCUAGAAGCCUUUGUUCUUUUGCACAGCCACUCCUCUGGGGUCUAGGCUCCCUGGUUGGUUACUGUACUGGGUUCUCGUGACCACAGCAGGUGGAUCUGAGCAGCUGCUGAAGUUAAUAAGCUGCCGAACGAGGGAAAAGGAGGGUAGUGGCAAUUACACAGCAAACUCUGUGAAACAGUAUUUUUCCUUUAAUACUUCCAAAAUGAAAAUUGAUAUUCAUAGCCACAUUCUACCUAAGGAAUGGCCUGACCUGAAAAAGAGAUAUGGAUAUGGUGGAUGGGUACAGCUGGAUCAUCACUGCAAGGGACAGGCAAAGAUGAUGAAGGAUGGAAAGGUUUUUAGAGUUAUUCAAGAGAACUGCUGGGAUCCAGUGGUACGGAUUAAAGAGAUGGACCUAUCAGGAGUUACAGUCCAAGCCCUUUCCACUGUCCCUGUAAUGUUCAGUUACUGGGCGAAACCUCAGGAUACUUUAGAUCUAUCCCAGAUGUUGAAUAAUGACUUAGCUGAUACAGUAAAAAAGUACCCCAAGAGGUUCAUUGGCUUGGGUACAUUACCUCUGCAAGCUCCAGACCUGGCUGUGAGGGAAAUGCAUCGGUGUGUGAAGGAACUUGGAUUUCCAGGAGUACAAAUAGGAUCUCAUGUCAAUGAGUGGGACCUGAAUGCACCAGAACUCUAUGAUAUUUAUGCUGCCGCUGAACAACUAAAUUGCUGCCUUUUUGUACACCCCUGGGACAUGCAGCAGGAUGGAAGGAUGUCCAAAUACUGGUUUCCUUGGCUGAUAGGCAUGCCAGCAGAAACAACCAUGGCCAUUUGCUCCAUGAUUAUGGGAGGAAUUUUUGAAAGAUUUCCUAAGCUGAAAGUUUGCUUUGCACAUGGAGGAGGUACCUUUCCAUACACAGUGGGGCGAAUCUCUCAUGGAUUCAACAUGCGCCCCGAUUUGUGUGCAAUGGAUAAUAAGGUGGAUCCAAGAAAAUACCUCGGUUCAUUUUACACAGACUCUCUUGUCCAUGAUCGUGGUGCACUAAGGCUCCUAACAAGUGUAAUAGGAGAGGACAGAGUUCUUUUAGGGACAGAUUACCCUUUUCCACUGGGGGAACUCGAACCCGGAAAACUGAUUGAUUCAAUGGACGAUUUUGACAAUAAACUGAAGGAUAAGCUCAAGGCCGGCAACGCUCUGGAAUUUUUGGGCCUUAGCAGAAAGCAGUUUGAAUAACGCCGAAGAUCCCGCGGAGGCCCGGCUUCAGAAGCAGCACCGAAUCCUCAGGGCCGCCCCGACUCUCCCGCGCGGCGGCGCUGUGGGACAAAGCCGGCCGGCCGCCGCGCGCCGUUGUUUCCCGCGCACAGCGGAGGACGGAGCAAUUCUUCACAGCUCCGAAACCCCCGUUUGCUUUAUUAGAUUCAGCUUUAAUUCUGUGCCCAAGGAAGGGAAUGGCAACUCGCUCAUUCCUGUAGCGCACUGACUUUCACGGACACUUAAAUGGGCUUAAGAGGAAAAUAAGAUUUCUCCAUACACUUAAACCAGCGUCAUUCACCCUUCAGGUUCUCCCGGUCCCCCAGCACUGAGCAGUACCUGUCUGUUCCCCCGGACACUGACUGACUCCGCGAUCCCAGGCGCUACCGAGACUAUCUCGGAGCACGCACAAUGUCCGCUCGGUACGCCCGCCGGCCGCAGCACACCUCACCCGCGGGCUGACGGCCCGGGCUGCUCCGCCGCUCACCCCUCCCUCCCGC
Phasianus colchicus (ring-necked pheasant) is the source of this 1959-nucleotide messenger RNA. RefSeq names its product aminocarboxymuconate semialdehyde decarboxylase (gene ACMSD). The record is from RefSeq and is a predicted model, not a curated record. Lineage: Eukaryota; Metazoa; Chordata; Aves; Galliformes; Phasianidae. Gene Ontology annotation, cellular component: cytosol; cytoplasm. Gene Ontology annotation, molecular function: hydrolase activity; carboxy-lyase activity. Gene Ontology annotation, biological process: secondary metabolic process.